ACCACCUGGAAGAAUAAACACCAAACCAAAAGUUGAACAAACGGGCCAAACUAUCAUAUUGAUGAGCAGGAAUAAAAAUCAACAAGAAGGAAAAUAUAGCAUUUGACGUCUCCUUAACAGAAAAAUGGGUAUUUGCGUAUCAUCAAGAGCAAAGAACCAAGUGUCACCUGUAGGAGCUUCAAAUUUGAUACUGAACAUGCCACCUGAGGAAAUGUUCUGCAGAGGAGUCACAGUGAGAAUUCAAUGUACUGGAAUCCCUGUAACAUCUCAAGAUGUGAAGUGGUUUAAAGAUGGAGUCCCGAUCCCAACAAAUUCAUCAGAGAAGUCAGUUUUGUGUUUGGAAGAGCUUAAGCUGAGCGAUGGUGGAAAAUACAGAUGUGAAAUUACACAAUCAUCUGGAGCUAAAAUCUCAUCAAAUGAAGUGGACAUCUCAAUUAAAGAUAAGCAAGUCAUUAAGCUGUCAGUGGAGAAGAAUUUGCUUUUUGAGGGAGCGAAAUCGGAAAUAAGAUGCGAAUCAACUCUCUCAGAGGCAACAAAGAUUUGUUGGCAGAAAGAUGCUACAGAAAUACUAAUCAAAGGGAAGUACUCCAACGGAACAUGUAAAAAUCCUUCUUUGACAAUAUCCGACCUUCAGAAAAGUGACAGCGGAACCUACAAGUGUAAGAUUAUCAACACUUUUGGAUUUGCAGAGGAUUCGAUUUACCUAGAUGUGAAAGAACAAGAAGCUCCAUCAGUCGAGGAAAUUAUCAAACUUGUUCAAAACGGCACAAAGUCCACCUUUAGUACUUCUGCAAUAGUAAGUAACCUACCAGAGAUCAUCGAUGGAAUUACGACGUUCAAGAAUUCUCAACGAAUAUGUGUUUUGUCGAUCACAAAUAACAGCCGGCGAAAAUUGUCAAAUCCCAAACUUCAUGUCGAAGAUGGCAGAAAAACCCUUUCAGUUGAAAGUAUUGACGAUGGCAAAGUGGGACUUUUCAUCUUUACCACGGAGGGAACACUAUGGCAUAUCAGAACAGAUGGUGUCUUAACUUUCGAUGUUGAGGGAACAGAUAAACAAAUAGCAAUUCUGUGGAGUGUCCCUUUCUCGUUGUGGAACAAAAAUCAAUUCGCCAUCAGGAUACGGCCUCAAGGUAGCAUUCCUCCUGCAAAUAGUUAUUUAUAUAAAUACAUGCUUCAGAACGCACCUUAUACUGGUACCGAAAUCGUGAAGGAAACAGAUGGUUACAAAAUUACCGCGACUAUGAGCAAGGACAGCAAGGCACAUCUCUGUCUCAACCUCGAAAUAACUGAUUAAUCUAUGACGUGAUGGAAAUGAAAUCCAUAUGAUCUACUCGAACAUUAAUAGGCAAUAUUUAUUUUCAGGAUAUAUCUUUACUUCAACAUAAAAGAUAAUUCAAUGUAAGCGACUUCAAUAUAAGUUAAGUAGCCUGCACAUGGACACCAUGUUCAGAACUGUCAUAGUUGUCAUUAUCACCGACAUUAUCAUUAUUCGAUAUUAGGAAAAUUUUCAACAAAGUCGUUUACGUAAUAUUUGGAUUUAUUGCCUGGGGACACUUUUACAUAUACGAACAGUGUAAUUCAUAGACUACCUAUUAUAGUGAAUACAAAUAGUGUGUGACCUUGUUAUUAAUAUAAAAGUGUUCUAAUAUGAAAUUUUUGAUAAUACCCCUGUUCUGAAACUGAGAAAAGGGUUUGAACAUAUUUCACCUACAAUAUAUUCUUGACAGGGUGCAUGGACUCACAUUCCCGGUCGAAGUUUAUAUUCUCCCGAGCCGUUGGGUGAAGGUGAAUAUGUAUUUUGACAGGGAGUAUCAGUUCAUAUACCCUGUUAAGAAUCCAUAUAACGAAUAUCUCCAACUGCAGAGCGAUCACUGUAGAAAUCGGAUUGGCACAAUCAAGAGAUUGAGAGAGGGGGGGUUUAAAUAAUUUCUUAGACAAAUUUUAUUUAUAGAUUUGUUAACUAUUUUAACAAACAACUUUUAAACAAAAACAGUUGUAUUUUUUUAAUUUCAACAUUCCAUUUUAUGUGAGAAAGCGAUCAAUAUAUAUAGGGCUUUAACAUAAUCAGUGACUCAGCACCUGUGACGUCAUACACUGUAAACUUGUUGAUCACCAUCGUUUUGAUUCAUAUGAUUAAGCAUUAUUUGGUAAACAUCGUAUUUACGUCACGAGCGGGGCUAUUCUUAUUAUUUGAAGGAAAUAAAUGCAAUUUUACAAUGCAAUUUCUGAAAAUGCUAAAUACAAAUCUAAAAGAUGGAUUUGAUUUCUUUAAAAUAAUGUUUUAUUUUGCGAAGCGGUUAAGUAUAUAGGUAUACUCAAACCAUUUUGUAUCCCAUAUAUUCUUGGCAGGGUACAUGACCUCAUAUUCCUGACUUGUCGUCCAAUGAAAUGCCUAGAUUUUUCUCUGCAGUAAAAUAAUAUAGAAUAUACCCGGUAUGAAGAUGUUUAACUAAUAAUAUAACAUAUCAAACUCUUUGGUCCUUCUUCUGUUAAGAUAAAAAAAAAAUAUUAUGUCCACCGCCAAGUUUCUAAGGAUCAAACAUUGAAUCGGCAUUGCUCCACGCCACUAAAAAGCUUCCAUGUAUGACCAGAUUAUAUUCCUAUGAUUGUUGAAGAAGAAUUUCAAAGAUAUUUUCCUAUACUCUGAGUAUUUAACAUAUUGUUUGAGUAUAUUUUUUGUAUUAUGUGGGAAACGACCCCACCCCCCACCCCUUUAUGGUGUUACGAUUUUUCCAUGGUGUGUUAUGAGUUAGCAACUCAGCAGAAUUCAGUCUCAAACACAAUUAAAAAAAAUAACACCAUUUAUUAACAAUUAUUGAAAGAUAAUAUCAAUAACAAAACAACUAGUUUACGAUAAGUAUAUAAUGAUAGUGUUCCGUUACGGGUUUGAAUGCCUGGCUGAAUUCACACACACAACUGUCACAAAUCAGCAGUCAAAAGUAAUUCCUGAAGUCUCCCAAAUAUAUUUUAAAAUGCUUUUCAUCACUAGUUCUUAAAGUGACUACCAGAGUUUAACAUCAUAGAAUUCACUGUGUAUUUAUACUAAAAAUGAAGUGUCCGGAACAUUCAUGAAAGACACAGUUAUGUAAUCUUUACAGAAAAACUAGUGUUGUGUCAUAUUUAUACUGCAGUGUCAAACCUCCAACGCCGAGAACAAUUUAGGUCACAUGUGUUUUAAAAUACGUUAUGUUAAUAUGUAAUACAUUUAUAUUACACAGCAGUGUGAUGUGUUUCCUUAUGUUGUGUGAAAAUUUUUUCAAUAAUUGUGACGAUUUUUCCUAUAUUGUGUGACGAUUUUUCCUAUAUUCUGUGAUAAUUUAUGUCUCUCCUCUUUCGGGAGGAGACAUUGUUUUUGUACUUUCUGUUCGUCUGUCCGUCCGUCUGUCUGUCACAAAAUCUUGUGAAUGCUUCUCCUCUACGGCUUAUUCGAUAGACUUGAAACUUUGUACAAUACUUCAUUCGCUUUGUGGGACGGAUGAUCCAAUCAUUUUCCUAAUAGUUAUAGUGGGUCUAAGAGGGGUGGCAGAAGUAAAAUAGCGAGUGAAGACUUCUCCUAUAUGGCUUUUCGGAUGGAUUUGAAACUUUGUACAAUGCUUCAUUGCCAUUUGUAGAUGUGCUUAUUGAUGGGACGGGAGGAUCCAAUUAUUUUCCUAAAAGUUUUCGUGGAUCUAAGAGGGGUGGAGAAUGUAAAAUAGCUUGUGAAGACUUCUCCUAUAUGGCUUAUCGAUAAACUUUAAAUUGUGUACAAUACUUCAAUGCCAUUUGCAGAUUUGCAUAUUGUAGGGACAGGAGGAUCCAAUGUUAUCCUUAAAGUUUUCGUGGAUCUGAGGGGUGGAGGGUAUAAAAUAGUUUGUGAAUACUUUUCCUAUGUGGCUUAUCGGAGUUCAUUAUAUUUAUCUUCCUGCUCAUGCUUUCUCCUCCAUACCAUGCAGUAUAUUAAGGCUAUGUUUCAUUUGCACCACUUCCAAUUUGGGGAACUGGGGAGACAUUUGUUUCUCCAACAACAAAAAAUCUGCAGUUUUCCUAUAUUGUAUGACGAUUUUUCUUAUAUUGUGUGAUUUUUACUAUCUUGUGUGAAAACAAUUCCUAUAUUAAUUGCGUGAAGACAAUUCCUAUAGAAAAUAUUUCCUAUAAUGUGUGACGAUUUUUCCUGUAAUCAGUGAAAAUGUUUCCUAUAUUGAAUGACGAUUUUUUUCUAUAUUUUGUGACGAUUUUUCCUAUACUGUGUGAAAAUAAAUCCUAUAUUGUGUGACGAUUUUUCCUCUAUUGUGUUGUCAAACUCUGGGAAGGGGAUACGGAUCAUCAGAAGCUACACUUAUUUUCACAUCAGAAAAUAACACAUUUCGUCAAACAGCAAAAAGCACAUACCAACUAGUUAACAUAACAUUUCGAAUAGCAUAACAUUUUAACAGUUUAAAAAUAAAA
Messenger RNA from Ostrea edulis (European flat oyster), 4425 nucleotides. RefSeq names its product hemicentin-2-like. The transcript is spliced from 9 exons. Lineage: Eukaryota; Metazoa; Mollusca; Bivalvia; Ostreida; Ostreidae. The coding region runs from base 125 to 1294 and encodes 389 amino acids. The record is from RefSeq and is a predicted model, not a curated record.